Molecule: messenger RNA, 2608 nt
Organism: Betta splendens (Siamese fighting fish)
Lineage: Eukaryota; Metazoa; Chordata; Actinopteri; Anabantiformes; Osphronemidae
Gene: tardbpa
Product: TAR DNA binding protein a
Exons: 5
Coding region: 467-1657 (396 amino acids)
Biological process (GO): regulation of gene expression
Cellular component (GO): nucleoplasm
Molecular function (GO): RNA binding
Source: RefSeq, a predicted model, not a curated record
CUUGAGGUUAGAGAGGUUAGCUGCUAGUAUGUUUACUUUGCUGCGGCCAAUUCGUGCUCGCGUUCCAUGAAAGAGAAUAGUUUGCCGAUGUUGUUGUGUAGGUGCACUUGUCGGACACCCCCUUACAGACAAGACGAGUCUCCAUGCGGUUGCUGACAGUCAACGCAGCGCGAAACUCCAUGGUCAUUCAUUGUCGCGGCUGCCCUGGGUUUGCUAGCUCGCUAGCUAGCUGGACAACUUCUUUAUACGCGCAGACAGUUGGGAAACACGCCGCUUACAUGGCCGCUAGCUAUUAGGUGUUGGAGUGGUGAAGUGCGUGUUUGAGACAGGUUGGUUGGGCUCGUAACCGAGUUGCUUUCCCCCUAAAAGUGAACUUGCAGCCUCGUGUGCAUCAUCCCGGAGUUUAUAAUAACUUAAGCUCCAUCAGCUGAUUCCGCUUGGACCAGCGCUCCUCCACCCAGAGACCAUGUCGGAGUUGUAUAUACGCGUGGCUGAGGAUGAGAGCGAGGAGCCCAUGGAGAUCCCGUCGGAGGACGACGGCACCGUGCUGCUGUCAUCGGUAGCGGCGCAGUUUCCAGGGGCGUGCGGGCUGCGCUACAGGAACCCGGAGUCGCAGUGCAUGAGAGGGGUGCGACUGGUGGAGGGCGUCCUGCACGCGCCCGAGAGCGACUGGGGAAACCUGGUCUACGUGGUCAACUACCCCAAAGAUAAUAAAAGAAAGAUGGAGGAGAUAGAUGCUGCGUCUGCAGUGAAAAUCAAAAGGGGCUUUCAGAAGACAUCAGAUCUCAUUGUCCUUGGACUGCCUUGGAAAACAACAGAACAAGACCUAAAAGAUUAUUUCAGCACCUUUGGAGAGGUCAUCAUGGUGCAGGUUAAGAGAGAUGCAAAAACGGGCAACUCAAAAGGUUUUGGGUUUGUUCGAUUUACUGAAUAUGAGACACAGGCCAAAGUCAUUGCCCAGAGACACAUGAUUGAUGGACGGUGGUGUGACUGCAAACUUCCCAACUCAAAAGCGUGUCCCGAUGAGCCAAUGCGGAGCCGUAAAAUCUUUGUUGGCCGCUGUACAGAGGACAUGUCAACGGAUGACCUGAGGCAGUACUUCAUGCAGUACGGCGAAGUCACUGACGUCUUCAUCCCCAAACCUUUCCGGGCGUUCGCUUUUGUCACAUUUGCUGAUGACCAGGUGGCCCAAGCCCUGUGCGGAGAGGACCUUAUCAUCAAGGGCGUCAGCGUGCACAUCUCAAAUGCCGAGCCCAAACACAAUAAUAGUAGGCAAAUGAUGGAUCGAGGGCGUUUUGGUGCUGGUGGGUUCAGUCAGGGCUAUGGGAGCAAUCGCGGGGGGUUGGGAAGCGGUAGCGGUGGGGUUAACUUUGGGGCUCUCGGCCUUAACCCAGCAAUGGUGGCCGCUGCCCAGGCGGCCCUGCAGAGCAGCUGGGGCAUGAUGGGCAUGUUAGCUAACCAGCAGGGCCUGACCACAACAGCAGGCACAGCCACUACAACCCGAGACCAGACCUAUAGCUCUGCCAGCACUAGUUACAGCAGCCCCAGCUCGGCUAGCCUGGGCUGGGCUGGAGGCACUAACACGGCCUCCAGCAGCGGCUUCAGCUCUGGCUUUGGUACAUCUAUGGAGACGAAGUCCUCUAGUUGGGGAAUGUAGAUAACAUUGAGUUGACUUUUACUAUUAGGUUAUUCUGGUAAGUAUGUUCACAGGGGGGGACUACCUAUAUAUUAUGUUCUUAUUAUUUAAAAAUACACUGCCUUUUAUUUUAUUAAAGAGACGAUAUAUACUUGUGCAUAACUGCUUAUUUGGUCAUGCACUCAAUGAGAAAAGCUUAGUUUGCUACAGUACCUGAUUAUUAAUCUGUAUGGCUUGAUUGCAUUUUUAAAGAACUUUUUGAAAACGCCUUCAUGAAAAUCUCUUCUGCAGUUCACCAAGUCUUUCCCACUUUCCCGGGAGGAAGCGCCUCAUUGGCAGCAAUGUUCGACAGAUCUCAGUAUCUAUUCCCCACCUCCCAUGUGUAAAUGCAUUGUCAACAAAGAACACCGCUCCCCUCUGCAUAUACUGUGUUAGACGGUGGGUGCUCUUUUUUCCUCUCCCCUUUUUCAUGGAUAGCGAAAUCUUGUCUGCUUUUGUCACUUUUCGAGAUCAUUGAGUGGUGAUCAUUGGUUGUCGGACUGAGUGCGAGUGAGCGAGCGGGAGACGGCAAGUGUGAGGAGGACUGUUUGUGCGAAGAGACAAAUGCCUGCAAGAGUUGAAGGACCUGUGGCUUUGUACGAGUGUGAAAGGACGAAGCAAGUACGAGUGUGUUCCUAAUGGCCAUCACGAGGACAUUUAUCGCCUGAGGUCUCUGCUUUCCCCCGUCAUUUUUCUAUUCUCUACAAACAGUGUUGUGACAUAUUUGUAUGCUUUCGUAGCUUCCUCAUGCUGCCUGAUCUGAUGCGAAUGCUGCGUCUGGUCGUGUGUUUAUUUUCGCUUUGUCGCCACCCUCUUUGUGUGAACAUGUAAUCGUGCGUGUUUGUGAGUUCAGAGGUUGAUGUGGUGAAUGAUCCUCAUUGAAAGCUUGUUUGUGGUUUCGUUGUGAAUUAAAGGGACAGGUCUAAUACCCUC